Molecule: messenger RNA, 753 nt
Organism: Parnassius mnemosyne (clouded apollo)
Lineage: Eukaryota; Metazoa; Arthropoda; Insecta; Lepidoptera; Papilionidae
Source: the annotation of a GenBank genome assembly
AUGGAUUACAUUAAAAAUGGAGAUAAAGUUUUGAUAAUUUGGAGUAAUUGUGAACAAAAUGACAUUACAACAUUUGUUAACGAAAUUAAAAGUACGACCAAUGAUGUAAAUGUUUCUUUCGAAAACUCUGCAAUGAUCACUGACAAUUCUCGUGAACGCUCUUCAUUUGAUGUAGUUUUAUCUAACUUACUCCCGCCACAUUCAGUAGUACAUGAUGAUAGUUUAUUAGCUACAAUAAUUAAAAUUCUGAAACCCAGCGGAAAAAUUGUUUUAAAAGAUCAAAACGAAGUCUCCAGUGCCUUAAAACUCAAUGGUUUUGUCAAUGUAACAAAAGGUCCUGAUAACUUAUACACUGCAGAAAAAUCUAAAUUUGAGGUUGGCUCUAAAGUGUCACUAAAUCUUGGUCAAAAACCAGCUGUUUGGAAAUUAGAAGAUACAGUGGAAGAAGCAUGGUCAGGAGUAAAUGAUGAUGAUAUAAUUGAUGCAGAUCAGCUCUUAGAUGAAGAUGACUUAAAGAAACCAGAUAAACAGUCUCUUAGAGUCUGUGCAACAACUGGUAAACGGAAGGCUUGCGCUGACUGUAGUUGCGGGUUAGCGGAGGAGUUGAGAGGUGAAACUAAAGAGACUCCAAAAUCAUCUUGUGGCAGUUGCUACCUUGGCGAUGCGUUCCGUUGUGCCACGUGCCCGUACCUUGGCAUGCCCGCUUUCAAGCCCGGAGAGAAAGUAUUACUUGAUCUCAAGUCGGAUAUAUGA